Molecule: messenger RNA, 1330 nt
Organism: Coccinella septempunctata (seven-spotted ladybird)
Lineage: Eukaryota; Metazoa; Arthropoda; Insecta; Coleoptera; Coccinellidae
Exons: 2
Coding region: 579-1268 (229 amino acids)
Source: RefSeq, a predicted model, not a curated record
UCAAAAAAGCGCAACCCAGCAGCAGUUGAAUCUGCUGUUUACCCUAUAAAGAGGUAAAGAUCCGAACGAGGUUAUGUGAAAACCUUCAAUGAGAACGAUUUUGUAACAGAUUUACAAAAGGCUGGUGACAAUUCCAUGUUUCAAUCUAUAUUCUAUUUGAAAUAUGAAGAUUUUGAAUAUAAUUAUGAAGAACUGGAUGUUUUGAAACAGCAGUCAGAAGAAUUUAUGGCCAAUUUACUUAUUAUAUUGAAGAAUAUCGCAAAAGGUGAGGAACUGCUUGAAGUGCCUAGAACUUCACCACAAGGGUGUGAGGAGUGGUUGAAAUGGAGGUCAUAUUUCAUCACUUCUUCAAAUGUUAAAAUUGUGGCCACCCAAGUAGGGCAAACUGAUAUAAUUUUUCUACAUAAUACAUCUAUUAACAAGUUACCGCUUUUCAGGAAAUUAAACAUGAAUAGGUGGACUUGUCCGAAGUGUGUAAAUUAUUACAACCUUAAGAUACACAUGGUUAAGCUGUUUCGGUCGUCAUACCGUACCAAGGCUUUGAUAUAUGAAAUAUUUCUUUGACGUUGAUAUCUGAGAUGAUGGAUGAGCAACGUACGGAGGCAGCAAUUGAGGAUUCUUUUAAUUGUGUCUCAAGCAUCAAGACUAUUUUCAGAUCCUUUCUGUCUCCGACGGAGAAUAUGAGCAGGAAGAUGCUUCAAAAAUAUAGGCAUUUUGUAAUAAGAUAUUUUCCUCUACUGCUCAAAUUGGUGUCAGAAAGUAGGGGAUGCAACAGUUCUGCAUGUUUUUCCCCAAAUGAAGUUGCGGCCAGAAAAGUUGAUCCAUUGGUGGAGCAUUUUUCUCUCGAAAACCGAGCAAGAUUUGUCGGGAAUAUUGUGGAAAACAGACCUGGUCCUCCCUUCUCAGAAGAUCCCUCAUUUUUAAACUUGAUGUCUUCAACGCAAAAUCCGUCUCAGCCUUCUUCAUGGUCUCAUCCAUUGUCAACGUCUCAGAUAUUAUUGCCUCAGUCAACGUCACCGGUACAACCAGUCUUAUCUACUCAGCCAUUGUCUUCGUCUCAGCCUAUAUUGACUCAGCCAGCUUCAUCCUUAACCUCAGAAACAUUUCUUAUUAAUGUGGAAAAUACUUUGUUCAGCCAAGAGUAUUCAACAGCACAGAACCACUUGGAGUUUGUCGAAGACAAAAUCAAAUUGGAGAAAAACGAUGUCAGCAAAAUAGCAGAGCUGACAGUCCGAGAAUGCAAAAUGGCUGCUGGCUCGGAAGAAUAGGUCAAGAAAUUUUGCGGUUGUCUUGGCAGCAUGUAAUAGGCAGCGUUAUCCUUCCAAGCUAU